AUACAUCGCAAAACAGUUUUGAGGUAUUUCUUAAAGUUCGAUGUUGACAUUCUUCUUACAUGUCUGGCUUUGUAGCAGCAUCAUGAAUAUGCGUCUGUUGGUUAUAAACGCAAGCGGACAUGGAGUAUCUCGAUGACCUCCCAAUCAUCUACUGCAUCACAAUUUCGCCAAAAGCUCUACGAAGCAUCCCCAGCUGAGGUCGUUCAAGGCGACCUCCAAGCUCAUGGUUCAUUUACCACUACCGUACCAGCGGUUUUCUGGCUCCGCUCGCGUUUCUCUAUCCUUUCCAAGCCGCGCGGGAAGCAGUUGGACACGGGGUGGGCGAACGAGUACAACUUUGAACUCCCUGAUCUCUCUCGAUCGCGGUCUCGUUCACCUGUUCGCCCAUCUAUAAGUCGCACAUCCUCUAUGAACUCAACCUUGGGUGGACAACUCAUACCUACUUUAUCCUCACACGACUCUCCGCCUGCAUCACCUCUUGCGGACAAUAACUCUACCCUCUGUCCCAUUCUUGAAGCUAUCGAGAAUGCCUCGAAGCUGUCGUGCCGCACUGUAUGCGUCACAUGUUUGAAAACAGGUAGGGACUUCCCGCAUUGUCCCCGGUGUGGUGAUACGUGGUGCUCCAGGGAAUGUAGGAUGCAAGGAGGGAAGAGACACGUCUGCAGAACGUGA
Suillus bovinus is the source of this 672-nucleotide messenger RNA. RefSeq lists its product as uncharacterized. The transcript has a single exon. The coding region runs from base 133 to 672 and encodes 179 amino acids. The record is from RefSeq and is a predicted model, not a curated record. NCBI's taxonomy places the organism in Eukaryota, Fungi, Basidiomycota, Agaricomycetes, Boletales, Suillaceae.